Molecule: messenger RNA, 938 nt
Organism: Cajanus cajan (pigeon pea)
Lineage: Eukaryota; Viridiplantae; Streptophyta; Magnoliopsida; Fabales; Fabaceae
Gene: BEE3
Product: BR enhanced expression 3
Biological process (GO): regulation of DNA-templated transcription
Cellular component (GO): nucleus
Molecular function (GO): DNA-binding transcription factor activity; protein dimerization activity
Source: RefSeq, a predicted model, not a curated record
AUUCAGAUACCAGUUAAAGCCUCUCAAAAAACUCUCUUCUUAAAAAUCACAUGGCUGAAUUCAAUGCAGAUUUCCAAAGCUUUAGAACCUCGUUUCCUUUCUUAGAUGUUGAUAACAUGGAAAUGCACAACUUGAUGCCAUUUGACAGCUUCUUGGGCUCCCCAGAACCUGAAUUUCCAGGAAACUUGCAUGACAAUUUUCCAGGUCUUGUGCAAUGUGCCAACAAUCACAAUGCAGUUCCAGUUUUAGUUCCUAUUAGUUCAAUUAAAAAUGAAAUACAUCAAGGUAGAAAGAGGAAAGGAACUGAUAUGUGUGAACCAAGUUCUGCAAAUUCAACUUCUGUUGUUACUGAGAGUGGAAGCAAGACAAGAAAUGGUUCUAGAAGAGGCAAGAGAGUUAAAAGGAAUGCAAUAGAAGACAAGAAACCAAAUGAAGUAGUUCAUGUUAGAGCCAAACGAGGUCAAGCCACUGAUAGUCACAGUUUAGCAGAAAGGGUUAGAAGAGGAAAAAUCAAUGAAAAACUUAGGUGCUUGCAGAACAUUGUCCCAGGAUGUUACAAGACCAUGGGUAUGGCAAUAAUGUUGGACGAGAUAAUAAACUAUGUCCAGUCCUUGCAGCAUCAAGUGGAGUUCCUCUCUAUGAAGCUUACUACAGCAAGUACCUAUUAUGACUUCAAUUCAGAAUCAGAUGCUUUAGAAACAAUGCAGAGAGCAAGGGCAUCCGAGGCGAAGUGUUUUAACGAGAAUGCGUUGCAACAACCGUGGCCCCUGUGACUUAGGUUUUGGAUAUGUUUGAUUUAACUCAUCAUCAAGAACCAAGCUUGCUCCAUUGCCCUUAUUACUUUCUUUUUACAAUUUUAGUAUAAGCACAACUAGACAUUGUCGUUUGUACAAUCCCAUCCAACACUUGAAGAAAUCAAAGUCAUUAAUUAAAGCCUA